GACAGCCGCCUCCAAUCAGGACGCGCAGCGGCUCCGAUGACGUCUGUGAGUCACGGAGCGGCACUUCCCCGACCAACCAGGAGAAAGCUAAGCACCGUCCCUUCCGGUUCCGCCCCCUCGCUCGCGGAAGUGUGAUGUGGCUGGAAGCGGGGCGCUAUGCCCUGCCUUAUGGUUCAACAGAACUUGUAUCCUGCUUGGAAAAAGGGGGUGAAAGACCUAAAGAGGGUUUCCAGCCUGUGGAUCAUGACCCCAAAAAAGAGCCACUAGGAGUUGCUUGUUCUGCAAUCUUCAACUUUCAGAGCCUACUGACAGUAAUCUUGCUGCUCAUAUGUACCUGUGCUUAUAUCAGAUCCUUGGCUCCCAGCUUACUGGACAAAAAUAAAACUGGAUUAUUGGGAAUAUUCUGGAAGUGUGCCAGGAUUGGUGAACGGAAGAGUCCAUAUGUGGCUGUGUGCUGUAUAGUGAUGGCCUUCAGCAUUCUGUUCGCACAGUAGCAAUUGAAGAAUGUCAAGAAUAUCUUGCUAUCAAGUUAAUGGCUUAACGAACUUUGGGCAGCAAAAAAGAUGAAAAGCAUAUUCUAACCCCUCUGUCUCUCUGUUGCAUGUAUUGGAUGGGCCAUACUUUUGGCAAGCGUUUCCUUUUUUUUUGUCUGUUAGUGGACCAUGGUGUACAGUUUAACAACAUGUAAUUCUGGAAUUGAAGACCUAUAUUUUGAUUACGUAAUGUUAAGUUAGUUUUAUUGACACUGAUGUUAUAAAUUCUGCAAAGGUCAUUUACGUGCAUUGUAUAUUGGAUUUCAAAGUGGUUAUUUUUAAGCCAUGCAAUUGAAAACAAAGUUAAUAAAUAUACAUCAGUUUGA
Mauremys reevesii (Reeves's turtle) is the source of this 859-nucleotide messenger RNA. It is a transcript of the gene TMEM167A, whose product is annotated as transmembrane protein 167A. Bases 135 to 494 code for a protein of 119 amino acids. The record is from RefSeq and is a predicted model, not a curated record. Gene Ontology annotation, biological process: protein secretion; intracellular transport. The transcript has 5 exons. Lineage: Eukaryota; Metazoa; Chordata; Testudines; Geoemydidae.